Molecule: messenger RNA, 2253 nt
Organism: Didymella exigua CBS 183.55
Lineage: Eukaryota; Fungi; Ascomycota; Dothideomycetes; Pleosporales; Didymellaceae
Product: glycoside hydrolase family 78 protein
Exons: 1
Coding region: 97-2148 (683 amino acids)
Biological process (GO): carbohydrate metabolic process
Source: RefSeq, a predicted model, not a curated record
CACACACUUCCAGUAACUUGUAAGCAUGAUCCCCAGACUCAAUAUGAAGUGACUGCAGGUAAACUGUCAGAAAAUCAGAUGUUUUUCACGUCCGUCAUGACACAUACUACCGUCCUCUCUGUACUUACAGCCGUUCAGGUCUUGCAGUUUUCAUCGCCAUCAAGCGCCACCCUCACAACAAAGCCAUGGGAUAACUAUAACUACAGUCCAGCUUCACGCACCGUCAAACCUGUUGCUGUGCACUCGCAUCAUGGAAAUGUAUCGAUCUCGCACAGCACCAGUGACAUGUACCAGCUAGCAUCAGGUAGCCGAAUCAGCCUGGACUUUGGUGUCGAAGUUGGAGGAUGGAUCAGUCUGAACGCGAACGUAGCGCAUGGUGGAAACUCCUCCUCGCCACAGCUUUCGUUAGCUUUCGCGGAGUCUCCAUCAUUCGUACGCGCAAUUGCUGACGACACUGGCUCGACACCCACUCAGGACUGGGAUCAAGCUCUGAAUGUCACACUACCCAACGGCUCGACGUUUUAUACAAUUCCUCGAGAAAGAUUCCGUGGAGGCUUUCGGUUUUUGACCAUCAAUGCCUUGACAAGCGUCGAGAUCACCAAUGUCACAUGCGAUAUUGGCUUUGCGCCGAACACACCCGACCUUCGUGACUAUGGCGGUCACUUCUACACAGACGACGACGAUCUCUUGGUCAGGACAUGGUACGCUGGAGCCUAUACGGUACAAACGAACAUCGCGCCAAAAGACACCGGACGCUGGCUCCCACAAGUCAGACCAGGAUGGGCAUACAACAACAGCAUCGGUGUCUCGGGUCCCAUUCUCGUCGACGGCGCAAAGAGAGACCGAGCAAUCUGGCCUGGAGAUCUAGGGAUUCAAGGUUCCUCUGCUGUCCUUGCUCUCGGUAGUGACGGACUCGAGUCGGUCUAUCACGCGCUAGAAACAUUAUUCUACUACCAAAAUGCGACCACCGGACGCUUCCCCUUCGCCGGGCCCGCGACAGGUAGCUUUCGCAACGGCGCAGAGAGCGACACAUACCACGCCUGGAGUCUAAUCGCAAUGUACAACUACGCUAUCUGGACCUCAGACCUAUCUUGGGUAGAAACCUACUGGCCCAACAUCACACGUGGUCUGGACUUCAUCCUGCGCGGCCUCAACAACACAGUCGGCAUGCAUCUCCAAACGCGGGCAAACGACUGGGCACGCCAGGGCGGGGGGGACUACAACAGCGCCCUCAACGCGCUGGACUUCCACGCGCUAUCCUCACUCGCCAGCCUCGCCGUCUCCCUCUCAUCAAUUAACACCACACUUCCAUCUCUCGACGCCCAAGCAUCACUCUGGACCUCCGCCGCCACACGGCUGAAGAACAGUUACAACACCCUCCUCUGGGACGCCUCUGCCUCUCUGUACCGCGACAACACGACCACGGCCCUACAUCCACAAGACGGCAACGCACUCGCCCUACUCUACAACCUAACCACCUCGGACUCGCAAUCCUCCGCACUCUCCCAAGCACUGACCAAGUUCCACGGCCCCAUCGGCCCACUCACCCCAGAGCUACCAGACACCAUCUCCCCAUUCGUAUCCAGCAUCGAGGUCCUCGCGCACUUCGCGGCGGGCCGGCCCAAGCGCGCUCUGCAUCUGACGAGGACGCUGUGGGGCUACCUGCUCGACAGCCCGCUGAUGACGGGAUCCACGCUUGCCGAAGGACUCAGCGCAAAUGGUUCACUUUACUACAGGGGGAACGCGGGGUACAAGCACGACGCGGCGUAUACCUCGCUCAGCCACGGAUGGAGCUCGGGGCCGACGGUGGGGCUGAGUCUGAGCGUGGGCGGGCUGGAGAUUGUGGGGUGGGGCGCGUGGAGGUUCAGGCCGCUGAGCGAUGGGAGGGUCAGGAGCGUCGAUUCUGGGUUUGAGAGCCCGCUGGGGCGCUUCGAAGUGCGCUGGGAAAUCCGGGGUGGGGAGCAUGGUGCCGCUUUUGAGUUCGAGGCUAGCCUCGCUGUGCCGGAGGAAGCGAAUGGGACCGUUGAGCUUGCGUGGGUGUGUGAGCGUGUCAGCGUAGAUGGCCAGGUUUAUGCCGGCGAGGCACUUGAGGGCGGUGCGCAGCGGUCGGUAAAAGCUCGAGGCUGUGUUUGGGGUGAUGAAGAAUAGGAAUUUUGCUAGAGGGCAUGUCCAACCAGCAGAUCGUCUCAGUCGGUACAAAUCAAUCCCUCGUUUUGAUACAGCGGAGGAUUCAUCAGCCCAAUCAAAUCGCGC